Molecule: messenger RNA, 603 nt
Organism: Macadamia integrifolia
Lineage: Eukaryota; Viridiplantae; Streptophyta; Magnoliopsida; Proteales; Proteaceae
Product: anther-specific protein LAT52-like
Exons: 1
Coding region: 72-569 (165 amino acids)
Source: RefSeq, a predicted model, not a curated record
CGCAACCCUCAGAGUCUGAGAAUUCACAAAACCAAAACAUCACAAGCUAAAGAACAAGAACAAGAACAAAAAUGGCAAAGGUUUCUCAGGCUCUCCUCAUUGCUGCCGUCUGCUUCUUUGGCCUUCUUGGCUUCGCUUACUGCCAUGAAGACUUCGAAGUUGUGGGGAAGGUGUACUGUGACACCUGCCGUGCCUUGUUCGAAACCGAGGCGAGCAUAUUCAUGAAAGGUGCACCCGUAAAACUCGAAUGCCGGAACCGUGACACCGGCAACAUCACCUACACCGUAGAAGGAGUCUGUGAUGAGAGCGGGUCGUACCGGCUCAUAGGGAAAGGCGAGCAUGCAGAGGAUAUCUGUGAGGUGACAGCCCUGAAUAGCACUGUCCCUGACUGUGAUGAACGUGCUCCUGGCCGUGACCAUGCUCGUAUUGUCCUCACAGACAACAAUGGUAUUGUCUCCAACACACGCUACGCCAAUUCUUUGGGAUUCUUGAAGAAGGAACCUCUUGAAAUCUGCCCCGAAGUUCUCCAGAAGGCCGGUCUCAUCCCCAGCAUCACCAUCGGCCAAUGAGUUUAUUGUCCCUGAAUUAAACAAUUAAGCUUCU